Populus nigra (black poplar) is the source of this 2036-nucleotide messenger RNA. RefSeq lists its product as uncharacterized. Gene Ontology annotation, molecular function: zinc ion binding; nucleic acid binding. The record is from RefSeq and is a predicted model, not a curated record. Lineage: Eukaryota; Viridiplantae; Streptophyta; Magnoliopsida; Malpighiales; Salicaceae. Bases 171 to 1556 code for a protein of 461 amino acids. The transcript is spliced from 6 exons.
AAAAUGCAAAUCAUAAAAACGAUCCCUUCCCAGCCAACAGAGGGUGUGGAAAACCAAAACUAACCCAGCCCAGUAGCCCUAGUAUUUUCCUUCUCUGCUCAUCGGCGGCCAACGCAGUGGCUUCACUCUCUCUAUCUCCCGCACGCCGCUCAGGUUGAGUUUUUUUUGGAAUGGCAACACGGCCGAAUCCAGAUAUUGAUGAUGAUUUUAGUGAAAUUUACAAGGAGUAUACUGGUCCUCCGAUUUCUACUGUCAGUAAUGCACAUGAUAGGGAAAAGGUAAAUAAAAGAUCCCAUGUGGACUCUGAUGAGGAAGAGGAAACUCCUGACCCAAAUGCUGUCCCAACUGAUUUUACGAGCCGAGAAGCUAAGUUUUGGGAAGCUAAAUCAAAGGCUACAGAGCGGAAUUGGAAGAAGAGGAAAGAGGAAGAAAUGAUUUGUAAAAUAUGUGGAGAAUCAGGUCAUUUUACUCAGGGAUGCCCCUCAACUCUUGGGGCAAAUCGCAAGUCUCAAGAUUUCUUUGAAAGGGUUGCAGCAAGAGACAAGCAUAUAAAAGCUCUAUUUACUGAGAAAGUGAUACAGAGGAUUGAGAAGGACAACGGUUGCAAAAUCAAAAUGGAGGAGAAAUUUAUAAUUGUUAGUGGAAAGGAUAGGUUAAUCUUGGCAAAAGGUGUUGAUGCUGUGCACAAGGUAAUCAAGGGGGAGGGUGAUCAGAAGGGCUCUUCUAGUUCUCACAAGAGUAGAUCUAGGUCCCCUGAGAGAAGUCCUGUUGGUUCACGGUUGCGACGCUCUGAUUCCCAAAGAGGUCACCCACAUGAUACAUCGCAAUAUCAUCAGAGGUUUGGCAGACAAGAUAAGAUUAUGGAAGACCAUCGUGGGGCUCUGCAUAAAUUCUCAAGGGGUUCUCCACAAGCUUAUGGUAAUGAUGGAGGUAGAAGUCACUCAAGCCAUUCUAAAUCUCCUGCACGUCCCCUUUAUGCUGGCAACUCGUAUGGUUCACAUGAUGGUCAUAGUCAUAGCACAGCUGGUUUUAGAACUACAGGAUGGGAUACUGAGACGCGGGGGUCUGAUUUGCAAUCAGGCCAUCGAUUUGAAUACUCUACUUUCCCUCAGACGUUAGAAGAACUAGAGCUAGAGCACAAGAGAGAGGCAAUGGAACUUGCUAGAAUUUGUGACAAGGAAGAAGAUGAUGAAAAUUACAAGCAUCGUGAGACUAUCAGGGAAAUUGGAGAGAAUUACAUGCAGAAAUUAGCUAUUCUAAGAAGCGCACACACAAGACAGUGGGAGGAGUUUCUUCAACAGGAUGCCCAAAUGCGUCAGCAACAGCCUCGGCAGCCAACUUCUGUGUCUGGUUUUGGUGGAUAUAAACAGCACUCUUAUUCUGAAUAUGAUGCUUCUUCAGCCACUCCUCAUUAUGCUGGAACCAGUUUAACCAUGGAUUCAAGGCCCAGAUACUCAAAUAACAUGGAAAAUUAUUCUUCAAGACCUCAUGAUACAUAUGGUGAGUUCCAACAUCCGAGGCGCGAGGCUUUUGGGAAAGCAUACAAUCGAUACUAAAUUGGUGUGCUGGAACUGAGUUUGGGUCCAGAUCAUGGUCGUAGGAGUAAUGCACAGUGGUGGCCCAGAACUAGGUAAGUUUGUCAGCUAUCCUGUUGGCCUGGAGAGGGGAAUGAUCUGAGUCAUCUGAUGCACUCUUAGCAUGCCAGUAGAAUUGCUUCAAUUUCAAUUUAGCGGCCCAAUAUCUAUUGGUGGGAUGUGGCAAUCAUUUUCUUAGGUAGGUCUGGAAAUGUUCGAGGUUUGCCAACUUCUGAACGGCUCAAAUUGGCAUCAAUCAACUGCAUUUUUGGCAGAUUUUUCAACUCAGAGUACUGUAGUUUGCUGUUACAUGCAAUAGCGUUUCACAUUUGCAGUACGUGCCAAGGCAGUAUUGUAUUUCUUUAAGUAGAUAGAAAGAACAUUUAUCUAUGUUUCUGUCACAAUUUUUUUUCUAUAUCCCAUGCUAUAAAAAUGGAAAUGAACGCAGUAAAAUUUCGAUGA